Ixodes scapularis (black-legged tick) is the source of this 2300-nucleotide messenger RNA. RefSeq lists its product as uncharacterized. Gene Ontology annotation, biological process: transmembrane transport. NCBI's taxonomy places the organism in Eukaryota, Metazoa, Arthropoda, Arachnida, Ixodida, Ixodidae. The transcript is spliced from 5 exons. Bases 37 to 1434 code for a protein of 465 amino acids. Gene Ontology annotation, molecular function: transmembrane transporter activity. Gene Ontology annotation, cellular component: membrane. The record is from RefSeq and is a predicted model, not a curated record.
AGCACGACGCUGUGCGUAUUCUUGCUCGCCUACACCAUGUCGUACGCCAUGAGGCUGCUCAUCACCCAAGACCUGUUGCUCACCAAGACGUGUCGAUACCACCUCGGCCUGGAUCCGGCCCUGUGCGCCAACUUCUCAAACUUCUCCGAGACCAAGAACGUCAUCGAGAGGGUGGCCAACAACUACAGUCUCUUCAUUCUACUGGUUCAGCUGACGCCCGCCGCCAUACUCUCCAUCUUUCUGGGACCUUGGUGCGACAAGUACGGUCACCGUCUGCCCAUCUUCGUAGCGACAGUAGGCGGCAUCCUGCAAGACCUCGGUACCAUCUACACCGUAGUGGACAUGGAAGCCCCGAUGUACGCGAACGUGCUAUGCAGCCUUCCCAACGGCCUCAGCGGUGGCCUAGUGUGCGUCUUCAUGGCCGUCUGCAGCAACGCCUCCAUGUCCACAAAGGGCAAUACGCGAACGCUGCAGUUCCUCAUCGUUCUCAUGUCCGCCAUGAUCGGCAUGGCCUGCGGCCAGUUCAUGGCCGGACAGAUCUUCAGGGCCGGUGGCUACCUUCCAGUCUUCAUCGUGUCCGCCAGCAUGCUUCUGGCUUGCCUGGUCUGGAUAAUGGCCAUGCUGAAGAAUCCCGUCGAAUCGGAAAAAAGUGGCUGGCGGACCAUGCUCAGGGACCUGUUGCAUUUUCGGAACUUCAUCAACGGCAUCCUCGUCUGCGUGAGGAAGAGGCCCAACAGGGGCCGCGCCCAGAUACUCCUCCUCAUGUCCUCCAUGUGCGUCAUUCUGUUCGUGUCCGAGGGCACCCGCGGCAUCAACUUCUUCUACGCGAAGAAGAUGUACGACUGGGACGUGAGCAAGUACUCGGACAUCAAUUCGUGUUUCCUGCUCUUUCGGAUGGUGAGCGUCUCGUUUUUUGUGAUUGUGGCCAACCUGGCCCUGCGCCUGUCUGACUGUACCAUAGCGUUCAUCGGGAUCUGCGGAGGCAUCCUCCAGAGCAUCGCUACGGGCGUGGCCAACAACGAAGUUCUGUUCUAUGUGAGCUACAUCUUGGGAACGCUAGACGCCUCUGCACCCAUCGGCAUCAAAUCGCACGCUUCGAAACUUCUUGACCGGGACGAAACCAGUAAGGGAACAUCUUGUUCUCGCCCAGGUGUUUUCCGUGUGGAUCGCCAUGGAGGCCCUGACGCCGAUCGUGGGCUACGUGUUCGGCUCCCAGGUCUACAACGCCUGCAUCAGCUUCUACCCGGGCCUACCCUACUUCAUCUACGUCCUCUUCGAACUCUACCCGUUCUUCUCCGUCGUGUACUGUUGGUUCGUGUACAGGGAGCAAAGCUGUCCCUGUUUGACGUGCCCCAAAGACGCAGAAAUCAAGACGACGGUUGGCGAAGACUGGACGUACAACCACUACACCCACACCGACGUGUCCUCCGCUGACCUGGAGAAAUAGCGUGUUUGUUUUGUCUCUCCCUCACCACCUCCGAGACCGCGAUGCGUGUACAUCGAUGACGUACGUGACCCUCGUGUCCACGACCUCACUCCUGCAACAUCUAUUCUCGGGCGUUCUUCAAUACGAACACGAGUGCUUGUCUCUGAACACGGGUGACUGUGCACUUUGACCAGGAGCAGCCGAAAGUUGCUCGAAAGGAAACAAAUAAUAAUACUUGCUGCAUCGUGGACUCCUGGGGAUUGUGCUUGUUACUGUAGUUAGUGACAGGCCUAGAACGGCAGGAAGCUUCUUCGGUUGUCCCGCUUCCAGCGCAACCUUGUUGCCUUCGAUAAUGCUUCGGCGUCUCGUGAGCUUCGAGCGUGCACGCACGGACAAAGCACGACUGAGGGCAACGAUCGCGUGCUGGAGGUCAGGCAUUCGAAAAGGACGCCCUGCCGCUCUUAUCCUGUCAGUUACUUUAGCAACACCUGAUGUUAUUAUUAUUUUUUUUUUUUUUCGUAUGAACAUUUAUCGCGAAUUAAAGUCGCGCUCGGCGUUCUGAGAAACACGGAAGGACACCACAACUAGCGCCUAUUAAACGGAAUGCCUGCCCAAGGAAAAGGCUCGGUUAUAAGUUGCAAUGCAUAUCUCUGCCCAAUAAACGUUAGUACCUAAAAAAAAUGCUUUUCAUGCUGUGCCGUAGAUAGGAUUUCGUGUUUUCGGAGUUUAUUUCUGGUGGAAUUCGGAGGGUUUUGUUCGGAGUUUAUUUUUGCUGUAAAUUCGGGGUUUAUCUGAGUUUGUUUUUGUUAGGUUCCCAAUACUCUAAAAUUCGAGUUAAUUUUAUUGCGUUUUAAAUCUUUAAAAUAAAAAAAAA